Molecule: messenger RNA, 2453 nt
Organism: Cucurbita moschata (crookneck pumpkin)
Lineage: Eukaryota; Viridiplantae; Streptophyta; Magnoliopsida; Cucurbitales; Cucurbitaceae
Product: origin of replication complex subunit 5
Exons: 6
Coding region: 306-1913 (535 amino acids)
Biological process (GO): DNA replication; DNA replication initiation
Cellular component (GO): nucleus; nuclear origin of replication recognition complex
Molecular function (GO): DNA replication origin binding
Source: RefSeq, a predicted model, not a curated record
CAGACGGUUUUGGACCAAAUACUGUAUUUUAUUCAUACAAAAAGUUGCAAUUUUUCAGAUAGGAGGCGGCCGGCGGCGUGCGUCGCAACUUUUCCGCAGGACACGGCUGCCGAGUGUGUCGCCGACGUUGAUAGAGAAAGCGGAGUCGCAGUUACAGGGAGAGAGAAGACGGGAGAAAGAGAUAGGGUUUACAUUACACUCAGUCCACGGACCUCAAUCCCUAGCGACUUCUCCCUCAGCCGCCCUUCCAUUCUCCUUUCUCCUCCUUGGACUGAUUUCUGCAGCUGUUGUAGGAUCUUCGAAGAAUGUCUAAAGAAGAAAGCUCGAAAUCUAACAGAAGGACAACCCGGUCCUCGGCAGCGGCUGUUCUAAGGGAUUCUGGUGAAACUAAGAAGACAUAUCAUCCACAUAUUCCAACUCUUAAUGAUCUUGUUUUUGGAGAAGAUACCAUUAGUAAGGAAGAUCUCCUAUCUAGUUUUCCUGGACGUCAUACUCAAAUUCUUGAACUCCUUAACCUUUUAGGUCCCCUGAAUUCUCCCAUGCUUCCCCUCUUUGUUUAUGGUGGCACGUCAUCGGGAAAAACCAGUGUCAUUCUACAGACAUUCCGUCAUCUCAACCGUCCUUUUGUCUAUUCUAGCUGUCGCACUUGUUAUAAUUUACGAACUCUAUUUGAGUCUAUCUUGAAUCAGUUAUUACUUCAUCAAAAAGAUGCAGGCAGUGGAUAUUUGAGUGCAAAGCGCUGUGAAAAGCCAUCAGAUUUCGUUAACUUUCUUCGUGAAGCCUUGGUUAAAGUCGUAAAUACUCUUCAGGGAAACCCAGGAAAGCUAAGCACCAAGAAGUUGACAGGACAAGGGCAUGGACAUAUGAUCUACCUGAUUUUCGACAACUUGGAACUCGUUAGAAACUGGGACAAGAGUUCAAGCAUACUGCCUUUUCUAUUUAAUCUCCAUGAAGUUUUAAACAUGAAUGAGGUUGGAUUUCUCUUCAUCAGUAAUACUUCACCUGACACAUACUAUUCAAAUGUGGGUUACUUGGAGCCCAUCCCUGUUUAUUUCUCUGAGUACACAGAAGACGAUCUUCGUCAAAUUCUUUCGAGGAAUCAAACUAAUCAAGAGAUGUAUUCAUCCUUUCUGAGUAUUGUAUUGGGGCCAUUCUGUAGAAUUACUAGGCAAGUGAAUGAGUUAUCCAUAGCCUUUUCAUCAUUGUAUAAAACGUACCGUGAAGCUUCGGGUGAUCUGAACAAUGUUCCCAAUGAGUCCAGCAAGAGGGCACGUUUCAGUCAUUUUCAGCCACAUAUUGCCCCUGCUUUGAAUCAGAUAUUUAAAAUUUCAUCUCAGCCUUCUGAACUUAAUAAUUUAAAGGAACCAAAGAGAAAAGGUGGCAGUAAGAAACUUGGUGGGUUUGACUCUUCUGAGGACUUGGACUUUCACAUGUCUACUUCUGCAAAAUAUCUUCUUCUUUCAGCUUUUCUUGCUUCAAGAAAUCCAGCUACACUUGAUGCAUCACUGUUUGAUUCUACUGGGGGCGCUAGUAGUCGAAAAAGGAAGAAGAGGCCAUCUGAAAAGGCAAUUGAGCAGAAGGAAAUUUCAGAACAGGAGCUGCUAAUGAAAGGACCUGGAACUUUUCCAUUGGAGAGAUUGCUUGCAAUAUUUCAGUGCAUUACGUCUGUUGCAGAAACCUCGCUCGAAGAUGUGCAAGAUGUUGUAAUGGAUAGUCGAAAUGAGGAUAGCGAACUCAUGUCUGAUGUUCUCCUGCAACUUUCCAGCCUCUGCAAUGCAAACUUUGUGGUCAAAGGAGGAAGUUGCCCACUAGAAGGUUCUACACGAUAUCGCUCUACAGUGUCUGAAGAUAUGGCUUCGAAGGUGGCAAGGAGUAUUAAGUUUCCCCUCUCCAAAUACAUGUACAGAAGAUAAGUUGUGAUAAGGAAAUGUAUUUCUUAACAUGUCAGAAAGAAUCCAGAUUCUCAGGUGCCAAGAGGAAAACCUGAAGAUGGUUAGUUACCAGCUACUGCAGUAUGGGUUGAAGAACAGCAGAGAGAUAAGAAAAGGAAAACAGUGGAUUAUUUUAGCAGUGUCUUAGGUCACCCUAUUCUAUUCCUCUGCCUCUCAAAACCGUCGGCAGUGGUUGAGAAUAUAUUAAAAGAGGAUGAAAGUUGCACCUACCUUUUCAAGGAAGUAGAUAUGUACUUUUAAUUGUGAGUUGCUCAAGAAUGCUGCCCCCUUUUUGGGCCAUCUUCCACAACUUAGACCCUACUUUCCACCAGAAAUCUAUCGGUAACUUUCUUCUACCUUUCCUUUUUGACAAAAGAUAAUGCUGUUUCAUUUAAUGCCCAUUGCUUUCUUUGCCCAUCUUGCAUUCAACUCUUCUUCUAUGAACUGCUUUAUUUUGCUACUACUCAGCUUUGUCAAAUGCUAUUAAUGCCAUUGAUGUUGAUACCCAAGUGUUCAUCUUUC